Molecule: messenger RNA, 1500 nt
Organism: Lecanosticta acicola
Lineage: Eukaryota; Fungi; Ascomycota; Dothideomycetes; Mycosphaerellales; Mycosphaerellaceae
Source: the annotation of a GenBank genome assembly
AUGUCGACGCUCGAGGAUCUGGAUGACAUGGAGCGCGAUGGGAAGAAGGAGGAGAACAACGACGACGGCGACAAGGACAAGAAGCCCACCGGUCAAACCGGAGAUGAGGAUAUGAAGGAUGCCGAUAAGAAGGAGGAGGAAGAAGAGCAAAUCGAUGAAGAGAUCCUCAACUCAUCCACACGCGACAUCACCUCCCGACGACGCCUAAUAGAAAACGACACGCGCAUCAUGAAAUCCGAGUUCCAGCGACUAUCACAUGAAAAGCAGAGUAUGAUGGACAAGAUCAAGGACAACGUCGACAAGAUCGAUAACAACCGUCAACUGCCAUAUCUCGUCGGAAACGUGGUGGAGAUACUAGAUCUCGACGUUGAGGCCGAGGCGGCUGAGGAAGGUGCAAACAUAGAUCUUGACGCGACACGAGUAGGCAAGAGCGCGGUCAUCAAGACGAGCACGCGGCAGACUAUCUUUCUGCCGCUGAUCGGCUUGGUGGACCACCAGAAGCUCAAGCCCGGCGAUCUGAUCGGUGUCAAUAAGGAUUCUUACCUCAUUCUGGACACCCUGCCAGCCGAGUACGACAGCAGAGUGAAGGCGAUGGAGGUUGAUGAGAAGCCGACGGAGAAGUAUACCGAUGUGGGUGGGCUGGACAAGCAGAUUGAGGAGCUCGUCGAGGCUGUGGUCUGGCCGAUGAAGGAGGCUGAGCGGUUCAAGAAGAUUGGCAUCAAAGCGCCCAAGGGUAAGCUUAUCGCCUCAGAGAUACACUCUCUACUAUACUGACCAUCUUGCAGGCGCACUUAUGUACGGUCCUCCCGGAACUGGCAAGACCCUUCUAGCCCGUGCUUGCGCCGCCCAAACCGAAGCGACCUUCUUGAAGCUCGCCGGUCCUCAACUCGUUCAGAUGUUCAUUGGAGACGGUGCCAAGCUCGUCCGCGACUGCUUCGCCCUGGCGAAAGAGAAGGCCCCCUCGAUCAUUUUCAUUGACGAACUGGAUGCAGUUGGUACAAAGCGUUUCGACAGCGAGAAGAGCGGAGAUCGUGAGGUGCAGAGAACAAUGUUGGAGCUGCUGAAUCAGCUUGACGGCUUCGCAUCGGACGACAGGAUCAAGGUGCUUGCAGCCACCAACAGAGUCGAUGUGCUCGACCCUGCGCUGCUGAGAUCAGGUCGUCUCGACAGAAAGAUCGAAUUCCCGCUUCCGAAUGAGGAGGCGCGAGCUCAGAUCUUGAGAAUCCACUCACGAAAGAUGACGGUAGAUGAGGGAGUCAACUGGCCUGAGUUGGCACGGAGUACGGAUGAGUUUGGAGGUGCACAGCUAAAGGCCGUGUGCGUGGAGGCUGGUAUGAUUGCACUGCGGAGUGGACAGAGUAAGAUCUCGCAUGAACACUACGUGGAUGCCAUUGCGGAAGUGCAGGCCAAGAAGAAGGUUAGUGGCACCUCACCCCAUUCCAAUCUCUUGGAGCGAUUGCUAACGUGGUCUUGCAGGACACCGUCAAUUUCUACGCCUAA